UUAUUGCCAAAGCCGUAUAAAGUUUUAGAAUAAGAUGAAUCAGAUCAAGAAAAAGUGUUCUACUAGACUGGUGGUAGCUGUUGUUGUAUCUGUUUGUUUUUACUGUGUUUGGCCAUCUUCAAGAAAUGAACUUUUUUUGUUCACUCAAAAAGAUCCCAGAGUAGAAUUAACUAACUUAUCAAUAACUCAGAAAGAUCCUAAAACUACAAUAGGAGGGAGAAACACACAGGCUAUAACAGUGGAUCUACCUAUAGAACCAGAAACAUCUUACACAGUUCCAAAAAAACUGCAUUUCAUUUGGAUGGGUAAACAUAUUCCAGAGAAGUAUCAGAAAAAUAUUCUUACUUUUGUCAAAGUUAAUCCAGAUUAUCAGGUUCAUCUCUGGACACAAAUAAUAACAAAUGAUUUGAGAAAAAAUUUGACGGGAGUCAAUUUAGAAGACAUAGACAGAGAGAUAAAAGAUUAUAGCGUGAAGGAUUUGCUUAACCAGGAGGAAAAUAUAGGCGGUAAAUCUGAUAUUCUUCGAUAUGAGAUAGUGUACAGAAAUGGAGGUGUAUAUUUUGAUACUGAUUCAAUUAGUUUAAAACCUUUCUUCAGUCUGCUGACAUACAGUUUCGUUUCACAAAAUUAUGAUGGGUGGAAUAAUAUUCAGAAUUCUGUAUUUGGAUUUCCAAAGGGAUCCAAGUUUCUAGAGUUUGUGAUGAAAGCUUUACGGUGGAAUAUAAAAAAGAAUAACCCAAACAGUGUACCCUGGCGUACAGGUCCAGCUUUCUUCUCUGGGGCUUUUGUCAAAUAUAAUGAUACAAAUAUUCAUAUGAUUCAUCAGAAGUAUCUGGCUUUGCCUAAAUCAAACACCUCAAUAUCAUAUCAGACCUAUGAUGCUACAUGGAUUGAUCAUUGACGCUGUUCAACAUCAUCAGUCAUUAGUGUUUAAUUUUGCUGCAUUUUACAUCCUUUUUUUAAAAUGUAUCAUGUUUAAUAAAUUAUAAAUAAAUUAGUUGAGAAAUAA
Messenger RNA from Eurytemora carolleeae, 1009 nucleotides. RefSeq names its product inositol phosphoceramide mannosyltransferase 3. The transcript has 14 exons. The coding region runs from base 35 to 901 and encodes 288 amino acids. The record is from RefSeq and is a predicted model, not a curated record. NCBI's taxonomy places the organism in Eukaryota, Metazoa, Arthropoda, Copepoda, Calanoida, Temoridae. Gene Ontology annotation, molecular function: mannosyltransferase activity. Gene Ontology annotation, biological process: mannosyl-inositol phosphorylceramide biosynthetic process.